GCUGGGCUCACUCGCGCUGUGUGGCGUCUCGCUCCCUUUCCCCCACUGCACUGCAAAAUAAGGAGGGGUGGAGUGGCGGAGCGGCAGGCAGAUGUCGCCGUGGAUCUUUGCGUUCAGCGCGGGGCAGGACACUUCAGAAUUUCCAGAACAGAUGCAACAUGUUGAUUGUUUACUAAAGCUGUCUCAUAGAAUUGUUGGCAGUGGCAAAGGAGAGCUGAGAUGCAACCACAUUCCUGCUUAUUAACAGCUUUCCCCAUAUUUAUCUGCUGCUUCAUGGUCCUUGUAUAACCUUGCAGUCUCCAGCCCUGGUUGCUCAACUGAAGAUCCUGAGUCCUGUUGCCCACUUGCCACCAGAUGCCCCGGGACUCCAGUACCUGGUGCGGUCCUUGUUGACCUGGGCGACGACCGAUCCGCAUAGGAGACCAUCUGUUUGAAUUCAAAUGGAAAAAUAUGAGAUCCUUGGGCUUGUGGGAGAAGGAAGCUAUGGCAUGGUGAUGAAAUGCAGGAACAAGGAGACUGGAAGAAUAGUCGCCAUCAAGAAAUUUUUGGAAAGUGAGGAUGAUAAGAUGGUUAAAAAAAUUGCCAUGAGAGAAAUCAAGCUUCUCAAGCAAUUAAGGCAUGAGAACUUGGUGAACCUGCUGGAAGUCUGCAAGAAGAAAAAACGAUGGUACUUGGUGUUUGAAUUUGUGGACCACACAGUCCUUGAUGAUCUUGAGAUGUUUCCAAAUGGCCUGGAUUACAAUAGAGUUCGGAAAUACUUAUUUCAGAUUAUAAAGGGGAUCGGAUUUUGCCAUAGCCAUAAUAUCAUACACAGAGAUAUUAAACCUGAGAAUAUACUGGUCUCCCAUUCGGGAAUUAUCAAACUUUGCGACUUUGGUUUUGCUCGAACACUAGCAGCCCCAGGUGAAACUUACACAGAUUAUGUGGCAACACGGUGGUAUCGAGCUCCUGAGCUAUUGGUUGGAGAUAUCAAAUAUGGCAAGGCUGUUGAUAUUUGGGCCGUUGGCUGCCUGGUAACAGAAAUGCUUAUAGGAGAGCCCUUGUUCCCUGGAGACUCUGAUAUUGACCAGUUAUACCAUAUCAUGAAAAAUCUGGGUAACUUAAUCCCAAGGCACCAAGAAUUGUUCUAUAAAAACCCUCUAUUUGCUGGAGUGAGGUUGCCUGAGAUCAAGGAAGUUGAACCUCUUGAAAAACGGUAUCCCAAGCUCUCUGCUGCAGUCAUAGAAUUUACUAAGCGGUGUCUGCAGAUUGAUCCAGACAAAAGGCCAUCCUGUGCUGACUUGCUCCAGUGUGAUCUGUUUAUCAAAGAUGAUUUUGCCGAAAGAUUUACUCAGGAGCUUAAAGCAAAGAUUCAAAAAGAAAGAGACCACCCAUUGCCCAAGAAAUCAAAAAUAAGCAGGAAAGACAAAGAUGACUCUGGUGAUGAAAGAAAAAUGCUUUUAAUCCAGAAAAUCUUAUGUUUGAAGACUGACUGGAUCCCUGCUUAUCAACCUUGUGAGGAAAAUCAGGUCAGCUGGCCCAAAGUCACCCAGUACUGUGGCACUUAUGUUUUGAAACAGGACUUCAGCAUGGAUUCAAAGAUCAAAGACUCCAAACUGUUUAGAAUAAAAUUGUCCAAGGAUGACCUAGAAAAAGCUGACAGAUCUUCAAAUACAAGUUUCCUGCAUGAGACUGGAACUGGACAGGUCAAAGCAAUUCCACCUACAAGUUUCAAGGACUUGAGUAACAGUCUGGAUUAUAUGAAGAAUCCCAGCAUGGUGAUUCCUCCCAUUAUGCAGAACUAUUCCAUGAUGACACCAAGCAUCAGUGGGACUUCUGGCAUGGGGACAAAACCAGGAACCCAUAAUUACAGGAUUGACAUGAAGACUAAAAAAUACCUCAACCCUUUCUUAAAGCAAGGCAACAGAUCACCAGCAGGACAUUAUAGUGUGAACUUAACAGCAUCGGUCUCAAAUGAAAAGAAUGUCCUUCAGACACACAAGAAAAGAUGGGAGUUUUCCAAAACAGAUGUGCGUUUGCCAGAGCUUAGCUAUAGCCAUUUCCCUGAACGUAAAGGUCCGGAUGGUAUCUGGGGCCUCCUUGCAAGACACUUCAGAAACCACUUUCCCCAGAGUAGAACAUUAGCAUCAAGUGAACUUUGUAUGAUUCAUCACUUCUGCAAGCCUGUUGCCUUCUGGAAGCGCCAGAACCCUUUGCAACAGAUGUCCUUAGAGAGUGUUUGGCGGCAAGUAUUUUUGCCAUGUUCCAAACAAUGUCAGUCAAAGGAAACAGACAUCCUGAUGUUGUAUAGUUGUCACGGUGCUAAGACUGCAGUGUCCUUUGUAGCAUGAUUAUUGUGCAGUAUCCAAAUCUGAUUAUUUCAAUGGGCCUGGAGUAUUGGACCUUAGACUAAUAUACAUUAACAAGAUAUUGGGAGGAAGGAUCUUCUGUACCAAGAUAAAUUGAGACUUCUAACAGUUUAAGUACUGGCCAGCUUCUUUUCUGAAAGACUGUAACGAACAAUGUAGUUAUUUCUCAUAACCCUAGUACAAGAGUGAAACUGUUUGAUGCUUGAACAACUCUUUCAGGCCAGUUUACACUUUCUACAGGACAAGCUUCAAGUCUGAAAUGGGAAUGUGUGUUUGUAGGGCUGGGCAUAGCUGAAGGGCAAAGGAACUGCAGCCAGACUACACUGUGCAUGGUAGUUUCUGCAGACAUGCAUGUCUGUUUCAUAUUUUUCAGCAUUUGCUGCACUACACUAUUGCAUACACAGCAAACACCCUUACUGUGAAUUAACUCUGUGUCAUAAGUCUGUAGCAUUAAAAUAGUCUGUAUGUACUUGUCUUUCAAUGGGAGAGGAAGAAGAACAGCAACUGUAACUACUUGGAGAGAAGCAGGUUCCAAGCAUAUCUACAAUACAGAUUGAAGCUGAUUUGUUAGGCAUUGUUUGUCCAGGGAACUCUAAGAAAUGGUUUCUGUUAUGGGAGCUAGGGAUAUCUUAAAAUAAAAUUAUCAGCACCCUUGACAAACUCUAAUUCCAGGUAGAUGGGCGCGUUUGUUUGGGCAGAGAUGGGAAUCCAUGGCACUUAAACUGGUGUGAAACUGAUACAAGUUUACAUGUAGCUAUACCCAGCUAGUGAGACCACAAGAGACUAUUACAGGGAUGGUCUUGCAAUAAACAGCUCAGGGGAGAAAUCUUUUCACAGGUGUUGUGUUUGCCAGGGUAAGCUUGUGCUAUAGUGAAGAAGCCUGAAGCAGUGUGUGUACAAGAAGAAGUAAGAUCACACUUGGAACUUGCAUGAAUGCUUUGAAUAUCCUGCCUGUUAUUGACAUAUAGAAAGAUCCUUGGGCUCUACCUUCUCUUUCAAGAAGCAGCACUAAUGAAACAGAAGAAGAAAUAGAAGCACUUAGCCUGUUUAGUCAGUCAGUCCUUUAUUACGGUCAUGGACCAGUGCAUAGCUAAAACAUACAUACAUACUUACAAGCUUACAUAGCCUGUUUAGGAUGAAUGGUAGAAUGGCAGCAAGGAGAAACUGUAUUGCCAAGCGAACACACAAACCUUGCAGCCUCCAUUCAAUAAUGCUCCAUACAGAGGCCUUGGACAGCAGUCCGUGACUGGGCAAACCUCUAUUUGAGCCCCAGGAGAAUUACCAGUCCUAAUUGCUUUCUAAUCUCUCUUGCUCUUUCUCCCAUUCUUUUCAGAUGGCUCACUGAGAAAUAUAGCUUUUCAAAAUGCUCAAACUGAGCAGAGCGAAUCCCUCACCACCCCUCAAAGCAAUCUCCCAAGUACCUGAUUAUUGAACUAGUUUUGAAUCAGUUAUAACUUUUUGUGUUGAGGGGUUUGGUUUUGGUUCUGUUCAGGGCAAGCAAGAGAUUUUAGUUCCAUGUUCAGUUUCAGUUCGCCGAAAACCUGCCCCACCCCCACCCCCCAAACUAGUUUUUGGGUUUGGGUUAAGUUAAGCGUAGCAUAGUUUCAUGUUUCUGAUUGUAAGCACUGUGACAGUUCUCUGUACACUGGAACAAAUGCCAUUGAUGUAGCUUUCUUUUAAAUCCACUCACACCAUAAUGUGAAUUGAUGUUAAGUUUUUCUAAAUAUCUUUUUGUAUAAGAAACCUCAUCCAAUAUGCUGGAAAUGACUGGUUGUAAAUAGUUGCUGUUUGCAUGUACAUGCCUUUGUAGUGCACCCUUCUUAGCACACUUGCAAUUUCUGAGCACUAUACAUUUUUUGAGUGUGCUGAUAUGUCACUCCAUAAAGCACCAUGGUGCUGCUUUUAUUAUUAUUAUUUAAUUAAUAGAAAACCAGUAGCAUUUCACAUAAUUGUAAGUCAGAUCUAUACCACAGUCUUAAACUGCUUUAAUAGUGAUUCCAUAUCCCAUAUAGUCUUGUAUGCAGAAUUCUCAGCUCUCCAAGCUACAAUUCCCAGGAUUUCUUUGGAGUUCAUGACUGUUAAACUGGUAUAAGGCCACUACAUGCUUGUAGUGUAGAUAUGUUCUUUUUGUUCACUGUUGGAGCAAUUGUGUCCCACUUCUAUGAAAAACACAAAAGCAUUUGGAUCGUAUUGCUAUACAGUGAAGUUAUUGGAAAGUGCAGUUGAUGAAGAUAGCUUUAAAUGAAUGUCUUUUUUAUUUACCAUCCUAACACUUCUAGUUAUAAGGACAGUUUGUGUUCAAGAUUCAGGACACAUCUUAUAUUGGGAUACUGCUUGCUGGAUUGUAAUUAUAUCACUUUCAGAUAUGGCAAAUUUAAAGUGUGAGUUUUUUAACUCAUUUGUUUCCAGUAUUAUAACAACAUUGUGUUCCCUUUACAACCAAGUACAUUUUAAAAAGAAGAAUGGAGAUAGGCUAAGUAUUACAUUUAUAAAAAUUUCUGCAAAUGCCACGUAGGACCAUGAUUCUUGACUGCGGCAAGUAUAACUGAAAUAAAUGGGCUUGGGUCAGCUGAAUGAAAUCUCAAUGGUUCAUUUCCCAUUAUUCCUCAUUCCUGUUAUUGCAUUCAGUAAGGUCAGUCACAUGAGCAGCCCUACCUGGGUAGGGCUGCUCAUGUAGAACACUGAGAUCGGUCCCAAUCCCUGCACUCUUCACCGAGGUAGCCUGGGUUUUUUAUCCAGCCUAAUAGUGGGGUAGAAGCACCCUUCUACCCCCACUUCUCAGUUGUAUGAACGCUUGGGCUGCCUCCCCGGUCAUGUGAACACUCUGAGCUGCCUUUCUUCUCUGCCUGAAGCCCGAACACGCAUAAAGCCAGGGUGCAAAGCCAGGGUGCAUUGUGGGAUGCCGGAGGACUUCCUCCUCCAGCUCCCAGCACUGCCACUCGUCAGCAGAGCAACACUGCUGUCAGGGAAGGGUGAUCAUGUGCAGGGAAGCAGGGAGGAUCCUGCCUCCCUGCCCACCCUCCCCAGCAAGGUCAUGCGAAUGACCUUAUUUUGUCAUUUCUUAGUAAUGGUCUCCAUUAGCAAAUGCACUUUUUUGUGAGGACUUCUUAGUUAUAAAUGGUCUAUGAGUGUCCCAGUAACACUGUUUUAAGGUAAAGUUGCUCUUCACAUCAGUGUCUGUAUUCUUCUUCCCCUGAGAACUAUUUUCUUAUGUCGCUUCUCCAAAACCGCAUAUAAUCCUUGGAUUGCUAUAGUAUAUUUUCCUUUGGAAGUGAUAGAGAAGUUACAAUAAUGCAUGAUAGGCUUUGUUUUAUGAUACUGUGAAGGUGAAACCCAAGUUUGCAGUAUGGUUAAUAUUCAUUCUCACUGAACAGAACUGUUUCUCCAAAAUAAAGGAAUAUUUAGUUGCAUAUCAAUACACUUGAUCUGUGUCCAGUUCAACAUGUACUCAACCCUUCAAUCAACCAAUUGCAUUCAUAUGAUUGUCAAUAGCAUGCUAAUUGCAGAAAAUGGGCUGUACAAAACAUAAAAUGUAUUGUUUUUUGCUUGAUAUGCAUGGUGAAAUUAAUUCCAAGUUGUAACUUUGUAAUGUAAUGGGAAAGAAAUAUAAACAAUCGCAAGAAUUUGCUUCAGUGCUUAACUCAUUGUCCUCUGCCUUUAAUUGCCAAUUCUGAUAAUAAAAUUGAACCAAUUUUCUUUA
Messenger RNA from Hemicordylus capensis (graceful crag lizard), 6048 nucleotides. It is a transcript of the gene CDKL2, whose product is annotated as cyclin dependent kinase like 2. Gene Ontology annotation, molecular function: ATP binding; cyclin-dependent protein serine/threonine kinase activity. The record is from RefSeq and is a predicted model, not a curated record. The transcript has 16 exons. Gene Ontology annotation, cellular component: nucleus. Gene Ontology annotation, biological process: protein phosphorylation. The coding region runs from base 441 to 2330 and encodes 629 amino acids. NCBI's taxonomy places the organism in Eukaryota, Metazoa, Chordata, Lepidosauria, Squamata, Cordylidae.